Sinocyclocheilus anshuiensis is the source of this 669-nucleotide messenger RNA. RefSeq names its product heat shock factor-binding protein 1-like. Gene Ontology annotation, cellular component: cytosol; nucleus. Gene Ontology annotation, molecular function: transcription corepressor activity. NCBI's taxonomy places the organism in Eukaryota, Metazoa, Chordata, Actinopteri, Cypriniformes, Cyprinidae. Gene Ontology annotation, biological process: cellular heat acclimation. The coding region runs from base 326 to 559 and encodes 77 amino acids. The transcript is spliced from 4 exons. The record is from RefSeq and is a predicted model, not a curated record.
UCUAUAUUUUUAUCAAAAUGUUUUUUUUUUAUUAUUAUUAAUCAAAUAUACUGAAUACAGUUGUCAGCUGUUUGCAGAGAUUCAGAAUCUCUACUGGGUCUCGCCUUUCUGAGCCAUCGAGUGCCCCCUUUAGGACAUAAAAUGAUCACAGCUAAAACAGCAUAAGCCGUUCUAUUGACUUCAGUUCACUGACCAAACCCCUUAACAACGAAAUCAGCAGUUUCCACCUUGAAUACAUCACACAGUACUGUACAGCCUUGACAACACUCUUGAUCACACAAGCAUAAAGAUCACUCGAAGACACGUAGGAAUUGUUGAAGAAGAUAUGUCUGAGAAGGUCCCUAAAACAUCUCAGGACCUGACUGUUGUGGUACAGACCUUGCUGCAGCAGAUGCAGGACAAGUUCCAGACCAUGUCAGACCAGAUUAUUGGGCGAAUUGAUGAGAUGAGUAUGCGGAUCGAUGACUUGGAAAAGAACAUCUCUGAUCUCAUGACUCAGGCGGGUGUGGAGGAGUUAGAGGAGGACAUAAAAUUCACAGAGACCUCUGGAACAGCUUGAAGGCAAUGACCAACACCAUCCUAACUGCCAAGGAACACAGUGAAGACCUUCUGCUGCAGUAUCAGAAUUUUUAAAUGAAAUGUGAAUUAAUCCUUUAAGUAAUUAAUUAA